AUGAGGCAGCAGUUCCAAAGAAGCCUGGAAGAUGUGAAGGAGCUGUUGCAACAGGUGGACCUUGAAAGCAUGGCCAACACCAUAGAGGAGGUGGCUCAGGUGGUGGAUAGCAUUCACGAUUUGGAGGCAAUGUUUGAAGCGGCUGGGCGCGAUCCUGAAGGGCGUGAUCCGGAAAGUUGUGAGGAGCAAGCGCGACAAACCCUGGAGGUUGCUGCAAACUGCAUCCCCAAUGCAGUGGACGCCAUCAACAGGUGUAGAAGCCCCAACACAGCUACAAAAGUGAGCACAGCUCUUCAGGAUUUUGCUGGCUUUACGGAGAAGUCUGUCGCCCUCGGAUUGCCCUUGGUGAAGAAGAAGAAGCCAAAAGGCCAAACACAGCCAGACAUGCUGAUUCUCGUCGCUUCUCCCGUGAACUGCUGCGGCAGCACUUAA
This is a messenger RNA of Durusdinium trenchii, 432 nucleotides long. NCBI's taxonomy places the organism in Eukaryota, Dinophyceae, Suessiales, Symbiodiniaceae. The record is from the annotation of a GenBank genome assembly.